UGUCUUUCUGCUUGCGCUGUCGCAAGUGUUUUGUUUUGUAUUAAUGUUGAUGUUUUUGUUUGAAUAAAAUGUUGAUAAAACCCACAAUUACUUAUGCGGGAUCAUGUCCACUUUUUCGUUCGUUGGAAAUGCAAAUUUUGAAUGCGAUUCCAUUGGACAAAUGCGAAUGGCGGCGUACAUUCCAACGUCCGACCAAACAGGUCCGGUUGGAGGCACAGGCUCAACAGUUUAACGUGUCUAUGCUUGAGAAAUAUAAGCAGGGUGAGUGGAGUAUUUUGGAGCAUCCCAUUCUACACAUUUUUGUAACAGAAUGCAAUGAUAUCGACACGUAUAAGGCCACAAUAAAAGACGAAAUAGACGCCUGGCUGAAACUCCUGACUAGCUAUGGCGUUUUGGAUUGGAUGAUUUUGUUGGUAGAAACGCUUGAUAUGCGAAAGACCAAGAACAUAUUACCUCGCACCACAGUGCUGGAUAAGAUACGGCUUGAUUUUGGCAGCAAAAACGAUGAUCGCUGUAUAUCUGUGCUAAAUCCGGCCAAAUUUGAGCAAAAGUCAACUGAAUCAUUCCGCUGUUUGGUGCAACGCAUCCGCUUUUUAAUGCUUACCAGUUAUAACAGGAAUAUUGUCAAAUACGAAGAUCUCUUGCGCAGUAAACGGGAGAGGCGCAAUCUUGAUGGCUGGGACUUUCGUCAGUAUUUCUUUUUGCAAGAAGAUUUGGCAUUAAUUUUUGAAAAAUUGGAAUUGCAUACUGAGGCUCUAAUCCAAUAUGAUGAACUGGAUGCAUUGUUCUCUCAAUAUGUAGUACAGCAAACGGAUAGCUUUCGUCAACCUUUAGAUGCUUUUAAUGGUAUCUGCCUGAACAGAGUAGAUAAAUUUGAGAUGCGAUCUAAGAUACGGAAUAGAUCUCUUCCCUGUUCCCUCUUGGAGUUUCGAAAUUAUUUAUUUGAACGUCAGGCUCAACUUCUUUUCACCAGUAAUGAUAUACCCGAGAUAGCCAAGCGUCUAUUAAAUUUCCUUUUUUCAACAUUGCGGGAAGUUGAUUACAUUAAAGUUGAAUGUCAGGAGGGAUCGCUGGCCUGUUGGUCGUUUGUCUGCGCUUUGGAGGUGCUGCAGCUUUGUGAGCAGGCAAUGGAACCGAAUGAAGUGACAGUGCAAUGUUUUCAGCAUUGUGCUCCCAUAUGGAAUCUGGCCAAAGAUAAGUUGUAUGAAUUGGGAAAAUUAUGCGGCUUGCUGCCUGGUUCUACGCCCACUUCGGAGCAACUGCACAUAGUGGUGCAGUUGUCAUCAGGAAUUGGCGAUGACAAUUCAACAGUCGAGCAGCAACAACACUUUUUGCUGGCCAAUCCACAAACAAGGGAACGUUCCCCCAAUCGCAAGCCAAAGAAAUCAGCAACACAGCAAUUAAAAGAGGCUCUCGGCUCGAAUCAGGCAUUCGAAAAGCUUUACUUGGAGUUGGCCGAGCUGGCUAUAAGCACAUAUAAACACGUAGCCCGAUUACGUUCCGCUAGAUUGGUGGGUUUGGAUCUAGGCAAGUUCUAUUGUAUUCACAUGAAUGAACCGCAUAAAGCUGUUGGAUUUUUUACCGAUCUAUUGCGUGAGCUUAAGACAGAAAAUUGGCAAAUGCUUAGUUCACAAACACUGCUCGAACUGGCCAAUUGUUAUCGCAAAAUGGGCGACACUUUGGCAUAUACAAAAUCUUGUAGUUCAAUCUCCUGCUGCGUAGAGCUUGAGACUCUAGUACGCACCUUUUACUUCGAUGAGUUUCUUAAAUCAUUGAAAAAUCUAAACACCACACUCUCAGCCCAGUCAUCUAUGGAAAACGCUAACUUUUGUGUACUUGAAGAUCAUUUUCGCAUCCUGGAUAUUGAAGUAAUCACUCCUAAGCCUAUUAUUCAGGAUGAUUUUGUGGUUGUACAAUUAAAAAUGGAAAGCUUCUAUCCCAGAGAGAUUGUGGCAGAAACCAUUAAGCUUUGCUAUGAAUUGGAGACUCCACCGGCUCUUGAGGAAGUUGCUCUUACCACUCCAACAACAAAAGAAUCCUCCAUAUCGCAAUUAAAGGUGUCACUGCAGCUGAGCUACAAACAGGACAACAAACUGCAUAUGUCUACCGUUAGUUGUGACUCGCCCAAGACAAAGCACAGUGUACGGCGAACUAGCAGCACUAAGCGCAAACUUUCACCCAGUGUUCACGCCGAUUUCAGUAAUUUUGUGCAAGCAGAAAAUACAGCCUUACAGCCAGGUGUAAAUAUCAUUGAACUUAAGGCCAAGGCAAUGCGUGUGGGUAAUUGGCAAUUUAAGCAGCUUUCGCUCUGUAUGUCUAGGCUAGAGUUUCUAUCUGAACAACUGCCUAUUUCUCCGCCUAGCUUCGAGGUCAGCACGAAACCGGCAAGUGCAACUCUGGAAUUUAAGACCUUAAUUGCUGGUAUAAUUCAACCCAUAUUGCUACAUGUUUCCGGUGGUAGUUUUAUAUUUCCUGCCGAUGCCAAAGUCACACUGCGAUGCUCCAAAAAUUUGCGUAUACGGCAGGCACUGAAGUCUAACGACGAGACAAAUAAUUUGGCCAAUGAUUCAACGUUUGAGACUAUCCUUCAGGUACCGUUGAAACAUUUUAAAUCGUUCGAAGAGCGUUGCAUUCCCUUGGAGGUGCUGACAGAUAUGCCUGGCCGCAAGACGACCAAGCAUCAUGAACAUCAUAUUGCCAUCAGCUGUCCGUGGUCGCGGACUGAGUUGCUGAUACCAAUAGAGUUUCAACCGGCCAUGGAAGCAACUUGCCGGUUACAUACCUGCGGCACGCAAAAGUUUUUACAAGUGAUUAUGAAAGGGCUGGAAGCCCAUUUAUUGCUAAAACAAGCCAUGGUGAAGUGCGAUGUGUCCGGAGUUAAAUUGGUGGAUCUGAACCCAAAAAAUCAGCAGCCUAUUGAAAUAUACAAAACUCUGAUGGUUACCUAUCUGUAUGAGAUCCAGGUGGAGCCCCUUAAAACCGAAGAGGAGUUGCCUAUUGUUAAAGUGCAUUUUGUAAUUCAAUAUGCCUCCUUGGAGCAGCCGACCAUUUGGAGGAAUUACGGUUGUGCCUUUGACCUGGUUGACUAUACUACGCUCUUUAAGCUUCAAGGUCAAUUGGAGCCCAAUGAACUGUGUCGUCUCCGUACUGUUUGCAACAUGAAUCUGAAGAUUACCAAAAUCCAUGAGAAUCCUUAUGUGGACCUGAUGUAUGAAGUACUCAACGAUCAAAAUCUUUGGGCUGUUUGUGGACGCUCUGCGGGAGUUGUUUCAAUGAAAGACGUUGAUAGUCAUUCAAUAUCUCUCGAUGUUAUGCCUUUAAGCACUGGAUUCCUACCCAUGCCAAGUAUACGAUUAUCAAAAUAUACAGCCGGUGGCAAGACUAAAGCCGAUGCUCAUUCUAAAGUGCAUCCAUUUCCGCCAGGACAGGUUUAUAAUUCCACCAAGAGUUUGCAAAUACAUGUUAUAGCCAGCGUCAGUGCGGACCAAUAAAUAUUCAACAAAGGACAAGGUAUUCUAGCAAAUUAUUUAUAACAAAUGAUACACACAGACAAAUAAAGCGUAACAUAAAAAAGAA
This is a messenger RNA of Drosophila willistoni, 3576 nucleotides long. It is a transcript of the gene SIDL, whose product is annotated as trafficking protein particle complex subunit 10. Gene Ontology annotation, cellular component: TRAPPII protein complex. The record is from RefSeq and is a predicted model, not a curated record. Gene Ontology annotation, biological process: intra-Golgi vesicle-mediated transport; early endosome to Golgi transport. Bases 69 to 3491 code for a protein of 1140 amino acids. Lineage: Eukaryota; Metazoa; Arthropoda; Insecta; Diptera; Drosophilidae. The transcript has 7 exons.